UAUUUUGAUUGAAUAUUUUUACCCUUUGACCCACUGUGAUUCAAUUCCCGUGACGUCACAACUUAAGCUUUCGGCUUAGAACGACAGAUACAGAUACUGAGAGCAGAGAGAGCGAGAAUAUGUAGGCGUGUGGGCAGGACAGCGCCAAGCCGGGGGAUGAGAGGCCAGUUAGUGGGAGAGGCCAGCUCUUAUCAGAAGCCGCACCGUCAAAUCGCAGACAAAACAAAGCCGAAAGUAAUCCCGGAAAGAAAGUCGCGCUCUUAGCUUGUAUCUUUCCGGACGUCAAUUGAAAUGCUGUUGUUUCUGCUAGUUGUGGGGACUCUCGCCAAGAUCCACGGCCAUUAUACCAGCGGGGAUGCUCCAGUCUAUCAUCCACUUCCGCACUUUUGGACGGGCGUGGGCUUCUGCCCCGCCGGGUCGAUCGAUCACCAAGGGAUUAGCUCCGCCCUAAGUUCCCCCGCCCUUCAGAUGAAUCUCCGCCAGAUAGCCGCUCUGCCAGUGGGUGCAGUGACCCACGUCCGCAUCCACUGGUUGCUGGAGCUGAUUGACUUUCUGCAGUACGAUUCCUCUGGAACUCCAGUAUACGAUUUUUCGAAAUUUGAUGCCUUUAUUGACUUCCUGCAUGAUGAGCUGCGCCUUUCGCCAGUCUUGGAGUGGAUGGGUAAUCCGGGAGGGUUCCUCCUAGAAAACCCCGAAGAGAUGCCCUUUUACUGGGAGCACUUAGUGAAGACCACGAUGAACCAUCAGUUGGCUCGACAUGGAUCCUCUAGAAUCGCUAACUGGAGGUACGAAACUUGGAACGAACCGGAUCUCCGGAGCUACAACAUGCUUAACCUGACCGCCGAUACCUACCUGGACUAUGUUCAAGCCGUGCGUCGUGGCCUCAGCAAAGCCGGUAGUCCGGAAACCAUCGAGGGAAAACUUCAACCGCCCAUGUACCGAGCUCUGCGAGGUCCAGCCGGCCUGUUCAAGAGCUUGGAACAUCAUCCGCUCUGUUGGAAGCUCCUGGAAGAGUGCAAUAAAAAGGUGAGAUACUGCCCCAUCGAUAUACUCACCUUUCACCGGAAAGGAAUCAAUGGAACUGCCACUGAGAUCGUCAACGGCUCUCUCGCAUUGUUGGCACAAAUCUACGAGGAGUAUCCCAAUCUUAAAAGUCUUCCAGUGGCCAAUGACGAGGCUGAUCCCGUGGCUGGUUGGAGUACUCCCCACGAAUUUCAGGCCGAUGUGCGUUAUGGAGUCACUCUGAUAUCGACGGUAAUCCAGCACUUGCAGGCCAAGGUGGCCAAUGGGCCACUGAGCAGGUUGGAGUCGAUCAGCCAUGACAACGCUUUCCUCAGCUAUCAUCCCUAUGAGUUCACUCAGAGGACUCUGCUAGCCCACUUUCAAAUGAACGAAACGGAUCCGCCACAUUCUCAGUUCAUCCAAAAGCCCGUAUACAUUGCUUUGGGAAUGCUGGCCAAGCUGGGCAAUCGAGCUGCCAGGAUUGAAACAGUCAACAUGGACGCAUCGCACAGUGUACAGGUGCUGCGGUCUGUUUCCGGCGGAAUGGGCGGACCAGGACAAUAUAUGGCCACCAUAUUCCUAAGUCCAGCGGAGGCGGGUCCUCAACUGACACCCUUCCAUCACAAGUACACCCUGAACAUGUCCAUAGCCAACGAGUCGGCUUUCAUCACCGAGCUCCUAGUGCCCUACAUUACAGAUCCCUACAACGUAUGGCAGCAGGCUGGCACCCCUCCUUAUCCGAAUGCCACGUUGCGGGAAGCGAUGCGACGCGUCCAGACACCAAAGCUCCACCAAACAGGACCCAUUUGGGCCUAUAACAGCGAGGUGGUGAUAAACUCAGCCAACAUCCCUCUGCCCUGGGCGAUGCUGCUGCGCGUGUGUUCCGUCUCCUGGCCAAAGCUGCGCCGGCCACAGCAACUGGCCAUCGCAGAAGUUACGCAUCAUGAGGUCUUUAUUAGCUGGAUGGAGCAUCCCAAGUCAACGCAAUGCUUGCGCAGCUACGAAGUCUGGUUCAAAGGACGCGACAGUAAAGGUCUCUCGCUCGAUUGGGUGCUGAUCUCCGAAGGCUGGCACCUGCCCUAUCCCUCGUUUCAAUAUGCUCCAGGGGAUGGGGGUUCCGUAAAUGGCUUUUAUAAAGUUCGUGGAGUCGAUGUCUUCAACGCCACCAGCCCCUUUUCGCAAAUAGUCGAGUAUAUGGAGUUGUAGGAUAACAAAAAGCUAGCAGUGCUCAGUAUAUUUAGGCAAAAUGAAACCAAACAUAAUCAGGCCAGGCGCUAAUGGAAUGGACUCACUUCGCGUGGCGUGACAUUUCUCUGGACUUGCGCCUCUGCCUUAACGCCGCCAAUAUCUCAUAAAAAUACAUAAAUAGAUAUAUAUUAUAUAUUAUGUGUGUUGUGUUCGUAAUACAUAAAUGCCUCAAUCCUGGGAAGGAAUUGGCCAAACUAUUUAA
Messenger RNA from Drosophila ananassae, 2452 nucleotides. RefSeq names its product alpha-L-iduronidase. Gene Ontology annotation, biological process: carbohydrate metabolic process. The record is from RefSeq and is a predicted model, not a curated record. Bases 292 to 2208 code for a protein of 638 amino acids. NCBI's taxonomy places the organism in Eukaryota, Metazoa, Arthropoda, Insecta, Diptera, Drosophilidae. The transcript is spliced from 4 exons. Gene Ontology annotation, molecular function: L-iduronidase activity.